AUGCCUUUCAAACCCUUUCAGAAAAUCACAGAAAAUUUUCACAUUGAUAACAUAUUAGAAGAAUCUCAACGCGAUGACCCGAGCUAUGACAAACUGUGUAAAGUACGACCAAUAGUGGACGCACUGAACGAAACAUUUCAACAAAACUGCUCCUCAUCGCAAAAUCAAUCCAUUGACGAGAGUAUGAUAAAAUUUAAAGGCAAAUCAUCUAUGAAACAAUACAUGCCUAAAAAACUAAUUAAACGAGGUUAUAAAUGCUGGUGUCGUUGCGAUUCUAAAACUGGGUACCUCUAUCAGUUCCAAAUUUAUACAGGCAAAACAGAUAAUACAGCUGAAGAGGGAUUAGGGUGUAGAGUUGUUUUGGAUUUAUGUCAAAAUGUGCCAGAAGAUACUUUCAUAGUUUUUGAUAAUUUUUUUUACGAGCCUGCCGUUGCUGGAGAUUUUGUAUUCAGAGAAGAUAUAUGCUGUAGGAACCAUUCGAGCGAACAGGAAGGGAUUGCCAACAGAAAUUAG
Molecule: messenger RNA, 513 nt
Organism: Parnassius apollo (apollo)
Lineage: Eukaryota; Metazoa; Arthropoda; Insecta; Lepidoptera; Papilionidae
Source: the annotation of a GenBank genome assembly